GACCAUUAUUAUUUUGGAAACAUGGCUGCGUACUUGGGGUGAAAACAGCAACGACUCAAGAUAGCAAUACUGUCUGUUUCAGCUUUAAAGGAUGUGAGACAAAGGACAUUUGCAUCAUGGUUCCCUUUCAUGAAAAGAACUGACAAUGAGUCAGUCUCUGUCUCGUGGGCCUGGGAGAGGGCGUGGCUCCCUGAAGUCACGCUUGCCUCCCAUUCACAUGCUUGGGAAGCAUACUCCAGUGGAUGAAGAUGAGCCCCCUGAUGUUCCUAUUCAGGCGUUCGGUUUUGAUACUGAUGGGGAAAAUUCCUUUUCCUCUGCCUUCGAAACAACUUUCGAUGCUACUGAUGCUGACGAUGCUGCAAAAUUUUUGCGGAAAACUUUCAACAUAUUGCAGCCUGGACAUCAUGCUUGCAAAAGAGUACCUGAAAUGGAUGGUGGCUAUUUUAACCAUUGUCCCAGGGGUGUGCCUCUAGGACAGCAAUAUUCAAGACUCCGAAAAUUAAUGGAAGAGCGAGCCCAGUUGGAACUGCUCAAAGACUGUCUCUCCAGAGUAAGAUCUGCGCAGAUGUUUGUGGAAGAACUUGAAGGUUUGGUACAUAUGGAGUGCCGUACAGUGUAUGCCAUCAGACAUGGCUGUGGUCCAUCAGAAACUCCAGUGACAAAACUGUACUGCUUGAAUGCACUGUGUGAAGACCUGCGUCUUCAUGUUGCACACUGGAACAGCAUCAAGCAGAGGAUGAACACCAAUCGCUGGCUGCAGCCUCGUUUAGGGCAGCUCUGUCUCCAGCUUCAGUACAUAAUGCAAGUGCUGAUGUCAGCUGUACUACGUGCUGUGUGGAACCUGGACCAGCUAAUACACAUUGGCUUUGAAGUGUUUGCACACUGCAAUAUGGAGACACUCACCCCAGAGAUCAUGUGGAAUAUCACACGAGGACUGGAAGAUUUCAACGUUGUUGUCAACGGACUCAAGCUGAAUUUCCAGCUGGAGAAAUCUCAUUCUUUUGCCUACUCCCCUUUCUCCUUUGUCCACAAUGUACAUCCCGCGCUUCUUAACUCGUCAUUCAGAAAGCCAUUGAGAGUCAUACCUUUUACCAAAGUACUCAACAUUCUGGCCAAUGAGAAAUCCCGCUAUGCUGCCAAACUCACCCAUCACUUUUUCACCGCGAAUGAACACUUUGUACGUAUGCUGAGCACAGGCACAAUGCCUCCAUUUGAGUGGGGUGACUAUUUGCCUCACCAGCACCAGCCGCACUCACAAGCGAUCCAUAGCGACACUUCUGACUACCACACUUUUUCUGGUAGCAAUGCAAGCCUCAAUGCAACUUUCCUCCAAGUCGGCUCGGUCAGAGCCCCUGAUUUGUCUAACCUGGGCUCUCCUCUCAUAGAGUUUUCUCAGAAAGAACAAGAGUUUGCUGAAAAUUUCCUUCUAAUUGUUUGCAAUUCAACGUCUUUGUUACGUAAAAAUGAGCCCCAGAAGACUCAUCGCUCUAGGCCUUCAAAUAAAAACUCGGACUUGAAAACUCCCCUGAGCCCAGUGGUGGGAAGACCACCCCGGGUGCAAUUCCAAGGUGAGACUCCUGUCAUGACGCGCACAGAUUCCCAUCACCGUAAGACAGUGUCCUGGGGCGACAACGCUGACAACACAAUUCGCAGUGCUGUGGUGGCGCACUACAUGGACUCCCUCUGGACUCACCUAGGCUCGAACCUAGAUCUUUUCUUGGAUGAACCGGCAUGGAGCAACAGGUCCUGUCUGCUCCAGUCAAAGAUGGGAUCUGUACUACUGUUCAACGACACUGUUACCGCUGUACUCAGGAAUAUCAUUGAACAUGUGUGUUACAAGGAUUUAUUUCCACCUACCUCUGUCCAGCCUCUGCUUGGUGUUGUCUUCCGGCUACAUGCAUUGUCAGCCUAUGGGGCGUGGGAUGCUUUUUUGAGUACUAGCCUGGCCUCAGAGCCAUCAGACAAGUGCCAGCCACGUCCCCUUAGUGGGGAGGCCUUCAGCACACGCACUGGUCAGUAUCUACGUGACUUGUUCAAACCCUUGAUGAGUAUCCUGCAGGACAUCUCCCAGUCACUGUCUAAGGAUCAGGAGGAUGUUGUCCAGCGUGCCGACGUUGAUCUGGGAGUGUAUGCAGGGGUCACAUGGAGAAUGCUGACCACCUGCAGAGUAGCCCAGUCAUGGUGCAGCACCAAAGUGCAACAGUCGCUGUCUUCUUGGAAUGUGAACCAGUUCUUACUGCUUACCCACACUGAUCUCAAAAUCCUAGUUGACUCUACCAAGAAUGCUUCCUACCUGCUGCAAAGUCUCAAGUUUAGCUCCGAGGGGCUGAGCUCGCGUGUUUGUGACAACCUGUCAGCCUGUCAGGUCACAGGCUUGCUGCAGCAGAUCAGUCAAACUAACAGUCAGAUGCAGAGUCUGAGUGGAAGUACUACGAAGACCUUUGUCGACAAAUACUCUGCCUAUGUUACUGCCUUCUUCCAAGAAAACAUGCUUCCUUCUCGAAUGUGGAAAAGAAAGAUACCCCCUGAUGACCAGGCUGAGGCCAACCAGUACACUGUGGACAUUCUGGACAACCUGCUAUCUCCUGUGGUGCGAGGCAUCAACUACCUGUCUGCCGCCUCACAGAUCAGCAUCAUCUCCAUGGUGACGGUCAGCCUAUGCAAUGCUUGGAUCGCCUGCAUCCUCAAAGAAAAGAUCAGGUUCAGCUUAUGGGGUGCUGUUCAGCUAGGCAUUGACUUCAGCCAUGUACACACCAAGCUGGGGGCCAUGCUGGAGAACGAGGAGGUGAGGCAGAGCAUCACAGACCUAGCCAUCUUCCAACAGAUGAGGGGCAUCGUCAUCUUACUCAAGCGACAGCCCUCACAGAAACAGCCGGUCAAAUUGAUGGACUCUAUAAUGUGUGACACUGCUGCCUCUGUCCCCUCGCCAGAGCCUGGCUCUACAAUCAACUCAACCACCAGCCCCUCUGUGGCAACGACAAGUGCAAUAACAUUGGGCAAUGGGGCCCACAAGUCGCAGCGAGCGCUGAACCACCCUCAGCUGUCACAGGAGGAAGAGAUAGAUGUGGCCACGGUACCCAACAUGCAGGAGUGGCUGGCCCUGAGGGCCAUCGGUGGAUCGAAGCAGUGGAAGUUUCCGGCUUGUUUUUCCAGAAGUUCCAGUGAUGAAUGAUUGUUGGGUAGCGUGAGUUGAAGAAAAAAGUAGACUAUGUGAUCUGCACUAUUUUUUUAAUGUUUAUGUUCAGUUAAAAUGAUAAAAAAUACUGAGCAUACAUUCAUUCUGCACUAUUUAUGUAUUUGUGAGGUGUUUCGGACAUUAGUGGAGAAUUCUCCAAGGUGCUGAAAAUCUGUCUUCUUUUGGGCCAAAUAACGCGUGCACAUGGGAGAGAAGAUAGCUUGGGAUGUUGGUCCUCAGCCUAUUGCUCCAAAAGAGGAGUGUGAUGAGGUAUGGUAUGAGGGGCAAAGGAAUGCAUCUUCUUUGUCCUUGAAUAUAAAUGUAUCGUAGGUUUUUCAGGCAACAGAGGACAGUCUUUACAGAUUUUUUUUUUCUUAUGAGGGAGGGGGGGGCUGAUGGAACAAUUUUCCUCUUGUGUCCGAAACUCCUCAUAUUCUAGUCUAAAUGUGUUAAUUGAACAAAUGUGGCAAAGAACAAAAAAUGUGUUACACUACACAGAUAUUUAAUUUACUUUCAUCUUAAUAAAUCCCCAAGUCUAUGACUUGUCAGUAAGUUGUUAUGGAUCUGAACUGAUAAUGAAUUCCUUUUCUGUUUUCAUACCUGGAUUCAAACAGGUGACUAAAAUCCAUGCUUAUUGUUAGUGGUGUGAUGAGCAAUAAUUGAAUUUCCUGGAAUUUACGUGUCUGUCAAAAAUUACGCAUAUUCACUUGACUUUUUGUCUUUGAUUGAAGUAUGAUGUUGACACAGGCAAAUUAUCCUCUUUUAACCGUAGUGCCCCUGAAUAUUGUAACUGGUUAGGAAUUAUCGAGUGGUUUGGUUUUAGCCUUGCAUGUAUGCGUGUAUACUCCCUUGUUGUCUUGCGAGUCCUGUACCAAUAUCUGUGAAUCACCAGAUGGGCCUUUGUGUGGGAUUAGCUUACUCUUACACUGAGCAAACUGAUAAGGCUGUGAUUAGUUGCAUUUUGUAAUUCCAAUUAUAUGCACUGUUGGAACCUCUGUGCUGGAAUCACGGAUUCCAUCACAAUACCAUCUUAUACCAUAUCUCCCUGUAGUGAUGAUACUAAUAUUUUAAUAUUUAUUACCUAUGUCAUGUUUGGGGGUUUUGGUGAGAGUGGGGGGGAGGGUGUUGUUGUAAUUUUUUCUUUUCCCUCCAUUAGCAACCCCUUACUGCAGUUAAUGCAGUUUCCAAUUGCUGAUCUGUUGUUUUAGCUUGCUUUGAAAUUUUUUGACAAGUGUUGAUUUUAUUACAUUUGUGAUUGCUGACUCUCUUAAAUUGGAUCUGAUCGGUAUAAACGUUGUACUUCUUUAUAUUUUAUUUGAUCUCAUUUAUUUGUACAUUCAGUUUACAAGUUUUCAAAAGAAUGUUUUUAGUUGUUAAUUUUAUUCUUAAGGAGAGACACUUCUGAGACAACAGGUCUCUUUAAUGGAUAGUUGACACUUCUAAGAUAGCCUUAUAGAUUCUUCAAAACUUCAAUCCCAUUUGGUUGCUGCACAGGGGCAACUGAGGUCUGAGACCUGCAAAAUAAGAUAAUGAUCAUGUUUAUCAAAUUGCUUUAACCGUUAGCAUAAUAUCAUGCAAAAUUGCUGUGAGUAUUCCUAACAACGUAUACUAGCCAACCACGUAUGGAUUUUUAAUCAUUUUAGUUACUUAAGUUUUGUCAGGUACAUGAGUUGAAAAAUUUAUUACCACGAAAUAUCCUGUUCCAUUUUUUAAAAAGUAUUCUUGAUAAAAACCGCUCACAAGCACAAUUUUUAUUCUCUAGACAAAUCUUUAUCACAUUAUGAACACCAAGCCUGUAAUAAGGGGCUUGCAAAGUUUUAAAGAAAUGAAAAAAAA
Molecule: messenger RNA, 5011 nt
Organism: Aplysia californica (California sea hare)
Lineage: Eukaryota; Metazoa; Mollusca; Gastropoda; Aplysiida; Aplysiidae
Exons: 13
Coding region: 146-3172 (1008 amino acids)
Source: RefSeq, a predicted model, not a curated record